AUGCCAAAAAUACUUCACUAUUGGAAAGAAGCGCUAGAUGAGGCUUUAGAAAAAAAUCAUAGUAAAACAGUGUCUUUGAGAGCUGUUAGAAAAAAAAUUUACAUUCCAAGAGCAACUUUACAAUUUAAACUAAAAAACCCUACUUCUAAGUCUGGAUUUGGUACAACACCCUUUUUAACAAAACAAGAAGAAAAUUCCAUUGAGGAAUGGUUAAUUAAAAUGGCGCACAAAGGCUUCCCAAGAAAAUCAGAUGACGUACUAGAUACCGUUCAGAAAUUUUUGACUGAAAAUCCAAGAGAAACUCCUUUCGUUAAUAAUAGGCCUGAACAGGGAUGGCUGAAGGCUUUUUUAAAACGCCACCCCACCUUGACCCAAAAAACUAGCGAAGGAGUAACCAAAGCUAGUGCUUGUCUAGCUGAAUGUGACAUUAAGAAAUGGUUUCAAGAAAUAAGAAACUACCGCACUAGUGAAAACCUUUUAGAUGUCGUUCAAGAUCCUCGUUGGGUUUUUAAUAACCGAUGA
Messenger RNA from Parnassius apollo (apollo), 522 nucleotides. The record is from the annotation of a GenBank genome assembly. NCBI's taxonomy places the organism in Eukaryota, Metazoa, Arthropoda, Insecta, Lepidoptera, Papilionidae.